AUGGCUGCCGUGCUGGACGAAGUCGGCAAAUCCGCGGAAAAACUAAUAGACGAGGAAAAGGAUGAAAUUGCGGAAGAAGAUGAGACCGGUGCUGUAGAGGCUUCCAAGAAAAAGAAAAAGAAGAAGAAGAAGAAGAAAGCCGGUGCUGGUGAAGCAAGCGCAGAUGUUCCAGAGGGAGAAGAAGAUAAAUCAAAAGAUGAGGAUAAGGCAGAAGGUCCUCCAGAAGUUACAGAAAAUGGACCCGAAAGUGAAGAAGCCAAGAAGAAGAAGAAGAAACGUAAACCACGUGGGAAGGGUGCAGGAAACAAAGAAAAAGAUCUGAAUGGACCAGUAUCGGAGCUGUUUCCAGAUGGAAAUUUCCCUGAGGGUCAGAUUAUGGAACAUCCCCCUGCAGCGGGGAUAGAUGACAGAAAGGCAAAGGACCGAUUUAGCAGCGAAGAGGCUAGAGCUCUCGAUCGAAUGCAUAACGAUAUCUAUAAUGAAGCAAGACAUGCAGCAGAAGCGCAUCGUCGAACCAGAAAGCAUAUUAUGAAUUGGGUACAGUCCGGAAUGACCAUGAUCGAUAUUUGCAAUGAGUUAGAAGAUACAGCUAGGAAACUGAUCGGUGAGGAUGGACUGAAGGCAGGCCUGGCUUUUCCCACUGGUUGCUCUCGAAAUCACUGUGCAGCUCAUUACACUCCUAAUGCUGGAGAUCCUACGGUUCUUGAAUACAAUGAUGUUACUAAAAUUGAUUUUGGCACCCAUAUAAAUGGUCGCAUCAUCGAUUGUGCAUUUACUUUGGCAUUCAAUCCAAAAUAUGAUAAACUUAUUGAGGCUGUUCGCGACGCCACAAAUACCGGUAUCAAGGCUGCAGGAAUUGAUGUACAGUUAUGUGACGUUGGUGCGGCAAUUCAAGAAGUGAUGGAAUCUUAUGAAGUAGAAUUGGAUGGUAAGACUUAUCAGGUAAAAUCUAUAAGAAACUUAAAUGGCCAUUCAAUUGCGCCUUACCGAAUUCAUGCUGGCAAAACCGUCCCAAUCGUGAAAGGUGGGGAAGCCACGAGAAUGGAAGAAAAUGAAUUUUAUGCAAUCGAAACAUUUGGUUCAACUGGAAAAGGUUUCGUUCACGAUGAUUUGGAUUGUUCUCAUUACAUGAAAAGUUUUGACAGUGGGUUCGUUCCCCUGAGAUUGCAGAGCAGCAAGUCUCUUCUGAAUACAAUUAACAAACAUUUCAGUACUUUGGCAUUUUGUAAGCGAUGGUUGGAUCGUGUUGGAUGUACCAAGUAUCAGAUGGCACUGAAAGAUCUUUGCGACAAACGUGCCGUGGAAGCUUAUCCCCCACUGGUUGACAUCAAAGGAUGUUACACCGCUCAAUUUGAGCAUACCCUCGUCUUACGUCCUACCUGUAAAGAAGUGAUUUCUCGUGGAGAUGAUUAUUGAGUAGGUACACGUACAAGAUGUUUCUUAAUUAUGCUCAGCUUCGUUGCCAGGGGCAUUAUCGCUGUAACUUAGUUUUACAGAGCAGAGAAGGGUGUUACCAUACCUUCGAGGUUAACCACUUACGUGGGCUUUUAAAAUUGACGUAUUACUGUCCGUACCUGUGCAGAUCGCUCUGGGAUUAAAGUUGACGAACACAUUGUACUUUCUAUAAUA
Molecule: messenger RNA, 1629 nt
Organism: Orussus abietinus
Lineage: Eukaryota; Metazoa; Arthropoda; Insecta; Hymenoptera; Orussidae
Gene: und
Product: methionine aminopeptidase 2
Exons: 6
Coding region: 1-1416 (471 amino acids)
Biological process (GO): proteolysis
Molecular function (GO): metalloaminopeptidase activity
Source: RefSeq, a predicted model, not a curated record